Messenger RNA from Cladocopium goreaui, 1148 nucleotides. Lineage: Eukaryota; Dinophyceae; Suessiales; Symbiodiniaceae. The record is from the annotation of a GenBank genome assembly.
CAGCGAAGUUCAAAUCCGUGGUGAUCCCGGUUGGUGGUCGCUGAUGUUGGGGCGCCAUGGUUUUGCCAUGGUCCUUUUUAGCUCCUUGCGGAGGGCAGCAACUCAACCCUUACAGCGUCACCAGCUGCCGGUCUCGGCAUGGCGAAAGAAUUCUCGAAGUUGUAUCCAACUUGGUGAUGUGAGAUCCUUUAAGGAAUCGGGUCACACAGGUGACGCAGAUGAGUUGCUGUGCGCCGUGGGAGGCAUCAUUGGUUCGGAACUCCCAGACCGCGUCGCAAGGAAAGAGCUCUUCGAAGCCCAUGCUGUGGCCAGAGUCGUGGAUCGACACUUCCCUGAGGAAACUGAAAUCACCGAGUUCUGUGCAGGUUGCGGUUUGUUGGGGAUUUUCUUGAUGCUAUUGAAUCCUCGGCGACGAGUGCGAUGUUCAGACAAGAAGAAACAGCUCUUAGCUUGCCGCCUGCAAGAUGCAUUGACAGUACACUGGCCAUUUCUGCAGGGAAUCACCUGGGAGGAGGAGGAUGCCAGGCAUGGGCAGCUCAAGACGAGAGGGGAACUGGUGGCAUCCUGCCAUGCCUGCAGCGUCCUCUCCGAUGAGGUCAUCCUGACAGCGAGGCGCGGCAGGUCGCCGCUGGUGUUGGUGCCAUGCUGCUAUCAGAAGGCCCCACGGUUGCCUCGCGAAGUGGGAUGGCCUUGGUUGCCCAACUGGUCCUGGAAAAGGUGGCCAUGGUUGGAAGAGGGGAGUAUCAAUGCACAAGGACGAGAUGCCAUCCACGCGGCUAGAGUCAAGUGUUUGGAGGAGGAUGGUUAUGAAGUUUGGGAAGAAUUUAUCGACCCAAACAUCUCCAAGAUGAACAUGGCAAUUGUUGCACAACCAACCUAGGAGCCACACAAAGCUGAACGGAACUCAGAUCCGUCCACAAACGGCUUCAGCUCGCUUCAGCGCCCUGAUCUGAUGGUGAAUCUUGAUGAAUCUUGAGCAUUUGACAUCGACAUCACUGUGGCCAUUGAAGGCCUAAGGGCCUAAGGCUUGGCCUAGGGCCAUCCUAAAGCCUUAUGGAAUUCUUAUGGCUACGAUCGCACCCUACCGGGCACCUCCGGAGCAGCCAUGGUGAGCCGAGCAGCUGACCGGGAUGCCGCUGCUUGGAAAA